AUGACCCUGAACCGCAGCGACCGGAUCAAGAGCCUGGAGAAGAGACGGAGCAGCAUGCCAUUAGCCAUGCACCAGCAGCUCCACCGGAGGAGCAUGCCAGCCGACGACAAGGAGCUCCGAGGCAAAUCUCCCGCCGGGGAGCUCUCCAAACUGGUCCGCUAUCCCUCCUACAACCCCGCCGAUGAACAGCGCGAGAGCUGGGCCUCUGAUUCCUCAGACUCCGUCAUAUCCUCUGGAAGUGACUCAGAAGACCACCUCUUCAAAGUCAUCUUGCUCGGUGAGCACGGCGUGGGCAAGUCCAGCCUAGCCAGGAUCUUUGGAGGUGUGGAGGAUCUUCAGGAUGUAGAAGAAGCAGGAAACACAUACGACAGAUCAAUAAUGGUGGAUGGGGAAGAAGCCAGCCUAUUGGUCUUCGAUAUUUGGGAGCAGGAUGACAAUCACUGGCUCCACAACCAAUGUAUGAAGAUGGGGGACGCCUAUGUUAUUGUGUACUCCGUGACAGACAAAUCCAGCUUCGAAAAAGCCUCCGAGCUCCGAAUCCAGCUUCGACGGGCUCGCCAGUCUGAGGAUAUCCCAAUUAUCCUGGUUGGGAAUAAAAGUGACCUCGUCAGAUCGCGGGAAGUCUCUGUGGAUGAGGGCCGGGCCUGCGCCGUCGUGUUUGACUGCAAGUUCAUCGAGACCUCGGCCUCCCUGCACCACAAUGUCAAAGACUUGUUCGAAGGCAUUGUGCGCCAAAUCAGACUACGCAAGGACAGCAAGGAGGACAACGCCCGGCGGAUGGCGAGCAGCAAGAGGCGGGAGAGCAUAGGCAAGAAAGCUAAAAGGUUCCUGGGGAAGAUUGUGGCCAAAAACAACAAGAAAAUGGCUUUCAAACAGAAGUCCAAAUCCUGCCACGACCUGUCCGUGCUCUGA
This is a messenger RNA of Staurois parvus, 912 nucleotides long. The record is from the annotation of a GenBank genome assembly. Lineage: Eukaryota; Metazoa; Chordata; Amphibia; Anura; Ranidae.